Molecule: messenger RNA, 1304 nt
Organism: Stomoxys calcitrans (stable fly)
Lineage: Eukaryota; Metazoa; Arthropoda; Insecta; Diptera; Muscidae
Product: GTPase Era, mitochondrial
Exons: 4
Coding region: 78-1253 (391 amino acids)
Biological process (GO): ribosomal small subunit assembly
Cellular component (GO): mitochondrial matrix
Molecular function (GO): rRNA binding; GTP binding; ribosomal small subunit binding
Source: RefSeq, a predicted model, not a curated record
CUUUUAGAUCUGUAAAUUGGUUCGAUUUGUUAAAAUUGUUUGCUGCUGAUAUAAGUUUGGGAAUUUUUCAAUUGAAAAUGACGUUUCUAUUAACUAAUAUAACGAAUGUCUACAAAGCAUCUGUCAGUACUAAUAAAUUUUUAAUAUGCUGCAUGCAAAGCCGUUUCUAUGCAUCAACGAAUUUCGCUAAAAAUGCGGGUGAGAGCCCUUUGCCACUUAAAGAUGAGGUGGUGGAAAAGUUGAAUGAACAAAAAUCCCUGAGUAUUGCGGUAAUAGGAGUUCCCAAUGCCGGCAAAAGUACUUUCAUAAAUAACUUAAUAAACCAUAGAGUAUGUCCUACAUCUUCCAAAGUACAUACUACUCGCAAAUCCAACAAAGCCAUUUAUACCACUGGACAAACGCAGUUGGUUUUUUAUGAUACUCCCGGUUUGGUAACUCAAAAAGAAAUCAAUAAACACAAAUUGGAAAAGUCAUUUAAGAGCUCAUAUCGUCAUGCUAUACAACAUGCUGACAUGAUAGCAGUUUUACAUGACGUUUCCAAUUCAUGGACCAGAAAACAAUUACAUCCUACUGUAAUUGAUAGUUUAAAAGCAUAUCCUCAACUGCCGAGUGUCUUGAUAUUAAACAAAAUAGAUGCCAUAAAAUCAAAGCGCAUCACUUUGGAGCUAAUAAGAAUACUAACCAAUAAUACCUUGAGUGGUAGAAAACAUAAUAAAAUAAACAAAAAAUUACGCUUGGAUGAGUCAAAGAAAGAGGAAGAGUCGUUAGAAGAUAAAUCGCAUUUUGAAUUCGAAGAUUUACACAACAGUGAAAGUAAUUGGAGUAAUUUCAGCGAUGUUUUCUUGGUUUCAUCAAUAACGGGCAAUGGUCUUAACAAAGUGCAUGACUAUUUUAUAGAAAAAGCAAAACCAUGCAGUUGGAAGUAUUCCAGUGACACAUUUACCGAUGAAGCUCCCGAAGAUUUGAUUGUGGACAGUGUGAAAGCUAGACUUUUGGAUUAUUUGCCCCAAGAGAUACCCUACACAUUAGAACCGGCAAUUGAAUAUUAUAAUGUGGACAGAAAUACAAUUUAUGCUUCAGUUGAAGUUGUAUGUCCCACAAAACGUAUUGAGCGUUUGAUAUGCGGCGAAUCGAAUGGUAGACUUAGACAAAUAACUGAGCGAGUUACAUCGGAUUUGGUGGAAACCUUUGGCAAACCAAUUUCGUUUACCAUCUCAACCAGACCAAAGGAAAAGUCUAAGGAAGAAGACUAAAUUAUUAUGUAUUAAAGGAUUUGUUAUAAUAUAUAAACAACGUUAUUGCUA